AUGUAUCAAAACAUCCACCAGCACAUGGCACCUCUGCUGGCUCCCACAGCCUACGGAAUUGCAAUAUAUCCCCCUCCAUUCCCAACCAAUUUCGGCCACUCCUUGCCUCCUCCCCGACCUUAUGACGGGUACAUUCCAGGCCCCCAGGCUAUGGGUGUAGCGCCGUCUUCCUCGUCUGCGCCCUCCACGGUACAAUCCCAGCUGCAGGUUCACGACCAGCAGUUGGAGCAAGGACCUCUAGAAGAUAUUAUAGUAGGCACAGAUGAGGGGAACUCGGUGCAGCAGGCGCAGCACCGCCGCGUUUUUCACUAUAAAUAUCGCGAUUUUGAACGCGUCGAUCGCAGCGGCGAAGUCGUGUAUAAAUGCCCGCUCUUGCACUGCCAGAUGGAAAUACUGGGAGCUAGCAUACGGAAACAUCUGACAUCCAACAAGCACCUGAACCGGCGCGGUCGGUUUCCAUGUCCAUACUGUGACAAGAAGUUAAGUCGCGAGGGUUCUGUGAAGCGUCAUUUAGAGUAUUGUGCUGAGGCCCUAGCACACGCCAACACGAUCACUCAAGGACCUGGCGCCGCACCUGCCACCGUGGUUCAGCCCACCGUCGCUUCAACCCCAUCAGCGGCGCCCGUCACCGUCGACGAAGAUGAAAAUACUGUCUCAAGCAAAUCAUCGGAAGAUGAUUACAACACUUUGGAGUCGGACGCGGUUCCAGGGCAUCUCGAUGACACCGAGGAUUCGGUUUCGGGGGACAAACAUAUUGAGGGAGAACGGUUGCAAUUAGGCGUUGGCACCUAUCUCCUCGUUGUCGAGUCAAUGUUCAUUCAACAACUCCCCUUCUCCCCGGUUCUGCACUCUCAAGAGCCACUCCUCUGCCCGCCGAUCCUAUUUCCAAUUGCUAACAAGUUAACGCCUAUGUUUCAAAAACUGGGCGUGUACCUGGGCGAUCGC
Suillus clintonianus is the source of this 945-nucleotide messenger RNA. RefSeq lists its product as uncharacterized. The annotation marks the transcript as partial. The transcript is spliced from 5 exons. Lineage: Eukaryota; Fungi; Basidiomycota; Agaricomycetes; Boletales; Suillaceae. The record is from RefSeq and is a predicted model, not a curated record.